AAGUUUGGGAAAGAAUCCCAGGAAUUCGUUUCCUGUGAAAUUUGGCAAGAGGAGAGAACUGGACGUAGAGCCAAGCUCGGAGAGCAUUGACCAAGUUCCACAGACAGAGAUGGGCUCACACAACAGUCCUUUUACAGAUGGACCGAGGACGAGGAUGAGGACUCCUGGAGUUUAGAGCGAAUUAACCCGCUUCCCCAGUCCGCUUGCACCGAGCAGGGAAAAACACACAUUACGGGGUUUCAGCCAUGGCUGAACCCCUGCUGAAACGGACCUUCUCUCGGCUGCGGGGAAAGGAUCGAUCCCGGCGGAAAACGGACCCCAAACUUAAUGACAUCCAGCGGAAGAGUGAUGUCAUCCAAAGCGCUUCCUCCUCAUCGUUGUCAACGGUAACGACAGCGGAGGCCGAACCCCCGACCCCGCCAACGGAGGACAGCACCACCACCCCACGCACCCAGAUAACAGUGGCCAAGAAACAGCAGUGGGCCAAACUGGCCUCAACACCAGGCACAGAGGGCUCUCACAGCCUGCUCUACGGGGCUUGUGACUCGGAUAGCAGCUCAGGAAAGGCCCAGGUCUCAACCUCCAAACAGGCCUGGAGCCAGAAGACGUUAGUGGAGGCCGGGCUGGACAGGAGGAGGUGUGAUGAUUUAGACUGGGAGCAUCAGGGACAAUGUAGCACCUCCUUCUGUGAGCCUCCUCCCCCUGUCCACACCGCAGUCCCAGAGUUCACCAACCCUAUAGGAGGUUACGCUGAGAUCUGUGUCUCCUCCUGUAUGGUGAAGUCCUCGGGGUCAGGGGCCUAUCUCCAGACCCUGGACAGGAGCAGCAGAGCCUGGGUACUGUCCACAGGAAAGAGCCAGGCUGCCGACGAGUCCUACUCGCGUCUAGGCCUCCCCCCCAACUGCUUCGCUGAGCUGAGGCAACGCACAGAAGGGGACAACAACAUUUGGUACAACCCUAUUCCAGAGGAGGAGGACGUGUUGCGUGGCAUCGGAGGUUUAGGACGUUUAAGAGGUGGAGGAGAAGGAGGAGGAGGAGGAGGCGGAGUUAGGUUAGACAGUGAGAACCCCUGGAGGAGGAGGGAGACAGAGGGGCUGUCAGAGACGUCGAGGGAUCCCCAGAUGAGGAGCCAGCGACGGGCAGGGAUGGCGGUGAGCCCUGGCACCGGUAGAGGUGGAGGGGCCUCCCGUUUAGAGCGUCAUGCCACCCAGAACCAGUGCCCUUCAGGUGGCUCCAGCCCAGACAGCGCCCAUCAGACCAAAGCCAUCACAUUAGACAGCUCAGCCUGCAGUAGGAGAGACAGAGACGGAGACAGCCCAGAUGUAAUUCAACAGAUCCAGAGUGAGGAACUGCAGUCUUUCGGGGUUGCAGGUGGAGAAGUGGGUGUUUCCAGCUCCGGAGGAGGUGUGUCAGUCCCCUCAGACAGCCCCGGGGCCCAGAAGAAAGGGGGCGUGGCCAGCAGCAUGAUGGACAGGAUCAAAUCCCCAGGAAUGGUCCGGAAAUCCCUUUCCAUGAAGAUGAAGAAACUCCCCGAACUCCGCCGUAAACUCAGCCUGCGCUCCUCGCGCUCCCAUCGCCACGGGAAGGAGGGGACGGGCCGAGGAGGAGGGGACGGAGGUGGAGAGGGGACAUCACCCCCAGACGUCCGUAAGGAGCAGUCCAACGAGGUGAUCAGCAGGUACCACCUGGACACUUCGGCCCCGGCGAGACCACAACGACGCUCCUCCAGGGGACGUUCCUCUGCCGCCAGUAAGGGGGGCUACCUGAGCGACGGAGACUCACCUGAGCUGCUGCCCAAACAGGGUGGACCAGGGGGACCCUCCUCGGCCCACAACCCCCCUCUUCCACCACCCCGCUCCACCCACCACUCCAGCCAGGAGGGAGUGACCAUGACCUCUGACCUGAGCUCGUUCAGAGUCUACAACUUGUCGGACCAGCCACGGUGCGCCCAGCGCGUCUCCGGCCUGCUUACGGUGCAUCUCGUUGGUGUGGAGAAACUGCUGAGGGCCCCUAAACAGGACACCAGUAAGGAGGUGUUCUGUGCCAUCCAGGUGGAUGGUGUAACCAGGGCCCGUACCGGCCUGCUAACCUCCAGGGGGGGCUCUCUGCCCCUCAACCACACCUUUAACCUGGAGCUGGAGAGGGCCAGGCUGCUGAAACUGGUGGUGCUCACCCCUUACCCCGGGGCUGAGACUACCACCAUGAAGGGCAGCGACUCCACAGCAGCGACCAGGAACAGGGUCUGCUGUCUGGGGGCUGUGUCCAUACCCCCUCUGUUCAAAGCCUCUCGGUCUCAGCAGAUAUGCGUUAGAUUAGAGCCCAGGGGUCUACUGUACGUGAAGCUGACCCUGCUGGAGCAGUGGGAGCCCCCAGACCCCCGACCCUGCCACCUCAACCCCCCCAUGGUGUUUGGAGUGGAGCUGCGCCACCUGGUGGACAAGGAGAACACCGCUGCCCCCGUUCCUCUGCUCAUACAGAAGAGUGUGGCUGAGAUCCAGAAGAGAGGACUGAGGGUGGUGGGUCUGUACCGUCUGUGUGGUUCAGCUGCAGUGAAGAAGGAACUGAGAGACGCGUUUGAGAGGGACAGUGCUGCUGUCAGCCUGAAUGAAGAGGUUUAUCCUGACAUCAACGUCAUCACAGGCAUUCUGAAGGACUACCUACGUGAGCUGCCGUCCUCCCUUAUCACCAGGACCUUGUACGAGGUGGUUUUGGAGGCCAUGUCUCUGAGACCUCCUCCUUCUCGCUCUUCCCCUGGAACCUCCUCUCCUGGCAGGAGCGAGGGAGACGUACAGCGCUCUCAGAGCACCGUGGCCCUACUGCAAUGUCUGCCUGAACCAGAGAGGGCCACCCUCUCGCUGCUCCUGGACCAUCUGAGCCUUGUUGCCUCCUACAGUGACUGUAACCGAAUGAACUGUCAGAACCUGGCUGUGUGUUUCGGCCCGGUGCUCCUGACCCCCACCCAGGAGUCCUGGAGACCCACUGCACCAGGACAGGGCGGGCAGGGCGGGCGCGGGGGGAGCUGUGGAAGGGGCGGACGGAGUUUUGCCCACAGCGAGGAGAUCGCCAGUGCUGUGGACUUCAAGAGACACAUCGAGGCCUUGCAUUACCUGUUGCAGCUCUGGCCCAUUCCUACAGACAGAGUGACAGACAACCCAGACUCUCCCACCCUCCUCCAGCCCUCCUCCAGUUCAGACAUGCCUCCUUCCCCUCCCAGCCCCAUGCCCCAUAACCCCCUGCCUCGGCGCUGCCAGCGUGGCCUGUCACUGCCUCUACCGGGGGACGAAGUGGGCGUGGUGUCGCGACGUGGACGGGGCCGACUGGAGAGCCCGCCCUGUAACCGGUAUGCUGGCGACUGGAGCGUGUGUGGGCGGGACUUCCUGUCCGGAGGCGAUGCGGACUACGACGAGGUGGCAGGGAGCGACAGUGAGGAAGAGGAGGAAGAGAGGGAGGUGAAGAAGGUGGAGUGGACUCAGUACGUAGACGACUUAGUUCUGGACUUUGACGCCCCGUUUACCUGCAGACUGAGUCUCAAAGACUUUGAUACGCUGAUAUCAGACCUGGAGAGAGAGCUGUCCAAACAGAUAAACAUCUGUCUCUGAGAGGGAGAGGGAGGAGAGGAGGA
Molecule: messenger RNA, 3622 nt
Organism: Oncorhynchus mykiss (rainbow trout)
Lineage: Eukaryota; Metazoa; Chordata; Actinopteri; Salmoniformes; Salmonidae
Source: RefSeq, a predicted model, not a curated record